Molecule: messenger RNA, 1471 nt
Organism: Durusdinium trenchii
Lineage: Eukaryota; Dinophyceae; Suessiales; Symbiodiniaceae
Source: the annotation of a GenBank genome assembly
GCUUCGUCUCCUGACUCUUCCGCGACUUCUCCUGAUCCUGGUGUGUCCGUUAUGGUUUCAAGUCCAAUCAGCCCUGUUGACAGGGCUAUCACUGCCGACCUCUCUGCCGCUGACGACAUCCUGGGUGGUGACUGGGAAAGCUUUGACAUGGAGCUUGAUGGCAAUCUCGAGACUGUCAGCGAGAGCAAUCCAAUCAGCGAGAGGCGAAGAUACAGAAGAUGCAGUGGAUGUGGAUUGUUUCGAUGCUUCCGAUAUCUCUUUGAAAACGCUCGUAAGCAGUCUACGGAUUUGCAUGGUUCUUCUGACUCGGAGGAGGGGGACCAAGAUCCAAGGCCCAGGAGGGAUCUUAUUGAGGAAAGUGAGCGAGACUACCGCAGUGAAGUUGCUGCGUGGCUGGCAGAGAAGAUGUUUGCAGAUGCCCGGUAUGUCCUGCAGAACGAAAAAGAUGAGCUCCAAAGUGAGUUGAGAGAGGGAGGAGAGCUCAAGAAGCGCCCACAGGAAGUCGAUGAUGUUUCCUAUGAGCAACAAAUAGCAGCAAUGACUUUUUUGGGUCCGCGAGAUUCUGUCUUCUGAGAACUCCUUUUCUGUAAAUGUGCACAGCAAUUUCUUGAGGGUUCGGAAAGAGGUGAUGAGAUUGGCAAUGUUGAGUAGACUGCCGGAUGAAAAUGAUAUCAAAGGCUCUCGCUUGCUGGAGGAAGCAUGGAAGGAUUACUUUGCAGCAAUGAGCAUGGCCGAUCAAUACAAGCUUCUAUGUCGAAGACUGUUUUUGCUGCAGCUUCUUUUUGGAUUUCUAAUGAGUGCUGUGACCGCAUUUCGUGCUGACAGACAGAUGAUGUCCCGUAUGGCCCAAUUGCAUUUUGCUUAGGACUUGCAGCCUCAGCCCUCAUUUCAUUCAUGGACCCUGGGAUACUAAUACAGGGCUACUAUUCACUUGAGGAUCCCAACAUAGAAAAAAAUAUAUAAAAAUAUUGAAUAUAAGGAAACAUAUGAAAACCUAGGGAAAAAUAUAAAAAAAUACAAAAAAAUACAAAAAAAAUAUUUCAACAUAUAGCACAAGAGGCCAAGGAAAUGUCAAACAAUGUAUCUCUGUGUCCACCCAAUCUGCCCACAAUUCUUUUCACUUCCUCUGGUAGACAGUCUUGUCAGGUAGUGAUUUAAUCACUCCCUGCAAUGCUGUGAACAAAGACUCUUCAACUUGACCUGGCUCUUGUGCUGACUUCCCUUCAGGAAGUUCUAGAUUCAGAUCCAUGGCUAGGGACCACUUUGUCCAAGCCCAAUGGUGUAUUGUCUUCAACUUCUCUUGCCAAUCACUUUCUGAUUCAGCAUUGAAAGACCUUGAACAGCUUUGCUGUUUGUAUUGGCCCUCCCAGUGGACAGAACGCUCAGUUUUUCUGAAAGAAACUGUCCACCUGUGGUCAUUCUUAUUCAAUGAGAACCUGAAUCCUGGGCCAUCCAAGCAACUCAGUACAUC